AUGCAAUAUCCUACAUCAGAGAAUGCAAUGUUGAUGCAAUCAGAAGAAAGGCGCUUGUACACUACUAACAGCAUGGUUUCAAUGGGCCGAAGGUACAGCUACUUCUCAGAGUCAAAAGUUGUGUUGAAGAACUCAAUUCCUGUCAUAGCAUCUAUGAUUUUACAAUACGCGUUAGGAUUGAUGUUGAUAUACUUUGUUAAGGGCUUGGGAGAGAAAAAGCUCGCUGCAGUGAGUCUAUGCAAUACUCUUUACUACAUUACAGGACCAGCUUUAUUCAACGGUUUUUCAACCUCGUUGGAUACUCUUUGCAAUCAAGCUUUUGGUGCGAAAAAGUUCCAUGAAGUAGGGUAUUACUGCCAACAAUGCAUAGUACUAAUGGCUUUGCUCCUAGUGCCACUCACACUAUUCCAUUUUAAUUGCGUCAAAAUUUUGCUUGAACCUUUUUUUAUAAAAGAUGAAGAGAUCGUCAAUAGCUGUCAAUAUUACUUGCGUGUGAUCAUAUUCGGGACGCCAGCUCUUAUUAUUUUUGAAGUAGAGAGGCGAUUUCUACUCUGCCAGGGAAUUUUUCACCCGCCAACUUUCAUUUUACUGCUUCUUGUUCCAAUCAACAUGAUAUGGUGCUCGUACUCAAUACCCAAAUUUGCAUUCAGCAUAGUUCCAUGGAUUCCGGUCGUGAAUUAUUGGUUCAUGGCCAUCAGCCUCUCAAUAUAUAUUCUUUGGACCAAAAACCCAAUCUAUCCAAGGAAGUGCUUCAUACCUAUCAGAAACAUUACGAGACUCACUAAAAACAUGGGGCAUAUGUUUCAUCUUUCAUUAAACGGUGUAUGUAUGACAAUAAGUGAGGCUAUGGCUUUUCAAAUUUUGACAUUCAUGACCUGCAAACUCUCAAUCAAUGAAUUGGCUGCUCAGUCUAUAGUUAUCACAGUUGCCGAUGGCAUAUUUCAAAUACCAUUUGGAGUCAGUAUAUGCUGUUGUACCAAGUUGGCAAAUGUAAUAGGUUCCGGAGACUUGAUCUAUUCAAAAUUCUUGGUAAGAACGUAUCUUUUCAUGUCCUUUAUUUUGGGUUCGAUUUGCCUCAUCGCAACUUUCUUCACCAAGGAUCUUAUAGCCCACAUAUUAUCACCAUCUGGUCCUUUGAAGUCUACUAUAGAAGAUAUUACAUCUAAAACUUUGAUUAUAGUAUCUGUCAAUCAGUUUGGAGACUGUAUUAACAUAAUUUGUUCUGGAAUACUAAGAGCCCAAGGGAGGCAAAGAGUUGGCUCUAUUUUAAAUUUUGUGUGUUUUUAUGUGCUUGCGUUACCGAUAGAAUUUAUCUUGGGAUUCCGUUCGAAGUACGGAAUUUAUGGUUUGUGGUCUGGUCUUGGUCUUGGUAUUAUAAUUUUGUUUUCUAGCGAGAUAAUUUCGAUCUUACGCUCUAAUUGGAAUAAUGUUUUGGAAAGGUGCUCUAAGAUAAAUGCGAAAUCUCAAUUCGAUUGUCCUUUGAUUUGA
Molecule: messenger RNA, 1488 nt
Organism: Priceomyces carsonii
Lineage: Eukaryota; Fungi; Ascomycota; Pichiomycetes; Serinales; Debaryomycetaceae
Product: MATE family efflux transporter
Exons: 1
Coding region: 1-1488 (495 amino acids)
Biological process (GO): xenobiotic detoxification by transmembrane export across the plasma membrane
Cellular component (GO): membrane
Molecular function (GO): antiporter activity; xenobiotic transmembrane transporter activity
Source: RefSeq, a predicted model, not a curated record